Tripterygium wilfordii is the source of this 2660-nucleotide messenger RNA. RefSeq lists its product as uncharacterized. NCBI's taxonomy places the organism in Eukaryota, Viridiplantae, Streptophyta, Magnoliopsida, Celastrales, Celastraceae. The transcript has 2 exons. The coding region runs from base 286 to 2127 and encodes 613 amino acids. The record is from RefSeq and is a predicted model, not a curated record.
CAAUGCUAAAAAUGGUCAAAUUCUGAGCAAAAGUUAAAAGGACAGUAGGGGUACAAUGGUAAUUAUGGGCAGAAGUUGGAUGGUUGGAAAAAAAUAAAAAGCUGUGAUCAGCCUCCUCUCGCCAGAAUCAAUGCCAGGAGAUGGUUUCUAUGCCGCCUUCUUCAACCUUGUUAACUCCGCUCAAUUAGAGAGACUAGUUGCCUGAUUCUUAUCACAUGUAAAACAAAGAACCUCUGUUGAGAGAGAGAGAGAGAGAGAGAGAGAGAGAGAGAGAGAGAGAGCAAUAUGGGCGUAACAUACAAAGGAAAUGGUGGUGGUGGAAAGAGAGGGAGGCCAUAUGGAUUGAUGUUGCUGGUGGCAUUUGGGGCUGCUUUGCUUGGCGUGAUGGUGCUCCACAAGCUCAGGGAGAGACGCAUCUUCAACCUCCUUGUCAUAGAGAAGGACCGUCAGCUCUUUUCCCUGCAGCUUCUCUUACAGAAAGAAAGAGAGAACACCAAAGAAAUAAAAAGACGGACAGAAGAGAUGAGAGCGAAGAUGUACUUUCUUAGAAACCAAAAAAUGGAGCUUGACAGUAGACUCCUGGAGAUGCAGUCCACAAUAGUGUCUCUGAAAGAUGAACAAAAAGCCAUGGAAUCUGCACUUGAGGAGAAGCAGAAUGAGAUAAAAAUACUAAGAGAGGCACGAGGCACUUUUGGAGAAGAAAAUCCAGAAGUGAUUGCUCUAACAGACAGUUUGAAGCAAAAAGAGGAUGAAAUUCAGGACUUGAGGCACCAUCUCGAGCACCCAGCUAAGGUCUGGUCAGUGAGUACAGAUGACCCAUCAAAUCCAACUCCAAAUUUAACCGCCAGCAACGAUGCGAGCCAAACAUCAGUGAUCGAUGAGAGUAAACAACAGGGAAGGUUUCCAGAUGAAGUGACGAGUACUAAGAAUUGGGGAAAUUCAACGAGAGGAGAAGAUGGAAGUGAGCACAUGCUUUCCAAUUCCAGAAUAAGUGAGAAUAGAUCACAAGACGAAUACAGGAAUGAUAAUGGGACGAUGAUCAUUGAAAACAUGGGGAUUAAGAGAGAAGAAGAACUGCAAAAUUCACACCAGCAAGAUUUCACAGAUACAGAUGCAGAGGCAGCUGGAAGGAGUAUUGAAGAGGAGAAAAAUGGGCAUCUUAAAGAUGGGGUUGAAACUGGCACGCAGGAGAUGAAUACCGCCAAUUCAGGUGAAACAAAGAUACACAUAGGAGGGAAAGAGGUUAACACUAAAGAUGCAGAAACUGAAAUGAUAUCGAAGGAUGAUGAACAACAUGAAGCUGCCAGAGAUGAACAACCAGGAAAACAAGAAAAUGUAUCAGCAGGACAGAAUUGGAACUCUCAAUCAACAGCUAAGGGGGGCAUGAAACUGGAACAAGCAACCGAGUCUGGCAGUGCAGGUACUAAGGUGAGGGGAAAACAUGGCCAUCUCAGUAAAAGAAAGGGCAAGAGAUGGACAAUGCUUGUGAAAAGCAGACCAUUGGAAAGCAAUGGUAGGUCCGAAGAAAGUGAAUUUGAAAACGUGAGAAAGCAAAACUCUUUAAAGUAUGCAGAGGACAGAUGGAACAUUAGAGAAGGGGGAGCAACUACCAAUGUGGAAAAGGCAGAAAGAGUAGAGGGCAAAACAAAGUCAACAAGGGCUGGAAAGGCAUUGGAUUCUUCGAACCCCACAUUGCUCAAGCAUCAACUCCCAGAAAACACUGGAAAUUUGGUACACAAAGUUGCAAAUGGUGAUACAAAUGAUGAAGUGGGUGGGCUGCUGAAAAGACCCAGGAUAUUUCAAGACAAUCAAAGGAUAGCAAAAAUGACUGAAAGCACUGAGGGUGAAUCUCACAAUGUCAACUCUGAUGGAAAAAAGCCUAACCUGGAUGAAGCUACACAAAAGGAAGCCCACGAUGGUGGAACCCAAGAAAGUACAGGCAGUAGAGAUCUAAAUGCUGAACAGGAGAAAGCUGCUACCAAACUGAAAGUGCCAAAAAAUAUGGAGGUGGCAGAUACACAAGGAGAUUCAGAAUCUGAUAACAAUGAGAUUUUCGGAAAUUCCACUUCCAGUUUGGAGGAAGACAAUGAAGAAUAUAAGGAAGAAACAGAUGAAUCCGAGUUUUAGUUUGUUACCAAACUAAAGUGGUUUUCAUUUUUUUCCUUUUCAUUUCCACCUAGUCUGUCGCAGAGGUGUUUAUUACCUGCAUGACAAUUACUGUAGUUUGAUGUGUUUAUACCUCCCUUGGCUACACCUAGCUAUUAUUAGUUGCAUGAUUACAAGCAAUCGUAAGUAUAAAUAUAGGCUAUCAAGCAGAAAAAAGGUGAACAAUUAACUUCAAUUUACCAUCACUUAUUACAGAUGAAGGUCCCCAGCUUAAGCCAACAAUUCACACAACCAUAAUUUGAUCCCUUCUGAUGAAACAAUCAACUUGGACCUUAACGACGCCAUCACAUUACUUAAAUAUGGUUAUUAAAGAAUCAAGUGCACAAUGAAACCACAGAAAUUGUAAGAAAAUGAUUUGAUCGUCUCCUCAGAAAGCAAUCAGCCUCCUCACUUAAUCAUCGGUCAUGCUAAAGAAAUUCUAAAGGUGCCAGCAGAACUUGCUGUUUCAUAUUACAAGAAAAAUCAAAUCCCACAGCAAGUGAAGUUUCAGUAAA